UAUUUCAUCCUCUCAAUAACCUCUGCUAUAAUAAUAACUCCCUUUCAUCUUCUCCACCUGUUCCCUAUAAUCCCCUCUUUUCUCCCUUCUCCAAAUCCCCUUAAAUUCCCUUUUCUUGUUCAUCCAUGUAAACAACCUCAAAACAAAAGAAAAAAACACACACACAUAGUUUUCAGCCUCCAAAAAGUGUGACCCUUUUGCCUCAAAACCAGAUCUGGAUUAAUUUUUUUUCACUUCUUGUUUUUAAUCCAAAGGCUUCACAGAUAAUGAAAUUAUAAUACAUAGUUUUAAGAGAAAAAAAAAUUGAAGAAGAUAAGGUGAAGAUGUUUAAUAGCCACCAUCACUUGCUCGAUAUGUCGUCCUCCGCCCAAAGAACUCCUGAAAAUGAGUUGGACUUCAUACGAGACGAAGAAUUUGAUAGCAAAUCCGGGACUGAUAAUAUGGAAGCCCCCAAUUCUGGAGACGAUCAAGCUGAUCCAAACCAACCUCCAAACAAGAAGAAGCGCUAUCAUCGCCAUACACAGCAUCAAAUCCAAGAGAUGGAGUCCUUUUACAAGGAAUGCAAUCAUCCCGAUGAUAAACAACGAAAGGAAUUGGGAAGAAGACUGGGGUUGGAACCGUUGCAAGUAAAAUUUUGGUUCCAAAACAAGCGUACUCAGAUGAAGGCUCAACAUGAACGAUGUGAGAACACACAAUUGAGGAAUGAAAAUGAGAAGCUUCGUGCUGAGAACAUGAGGUAUAAAGAAGCCCUGAACAAUGCGGCAUGCCCACACUGUGGAGGGCCUGCAGCCAUAGGAGAGAUGUCAUUUGAUGAGCAUCACUUGAGGAUCGAAAAUGCUCGUCUUAGAGAUGAGAUUGACAGGAUAACUGGUAUAGCUGGUAAAUAUGUUGGCAAAGCAGCAGUUAACUUUUCUCAUCCUCAACUUGCUCCACCUGAAGCACCUCGUUCUCUGGAUCUUGCAUUUGGGCAUCAAUCGGGCCUGCUUGGAGAAAUGUACGCUGCUGGUGAUCUUCUAAGAACCGCAGUUACAGGCCUUACAGAUGCUGAGAAGCCCAUGAUAAUUGAGCUUGCUGUUACAGCAAUGGAGGAACUUACAAGAAUGGCCCAAACUGAUGAACCAUUAUGGAUAUCAAGUUCAGGCAUCAUUUCUACUGAUACUUUAUGUGAGGAAGAAUAUGUUCGUACUUUCCCUCGGGGCAUUGGACCUAAGUCAGCCACACUAAAUUCUGAAGCCUCACGACACUCCGCUGUAGUUAUUAUGAAUCACAUCAGUUUAAUUGAAAUUUUGAUGGAUGUGAACCAGUGGACAAAUGUUUUUGCUGGGCUAGUAUCAAAAGCAAUGACCAUUGAAGUCUUAUCGACUGGCGUGGCAGGAAAUUACAAUGGAGCAUUGCAAGUGAUGACAGCUGAGUUUCAAGUUCCUUCUCCACUGGUUCCAACUCGCGAGAACUAUUUCGUAAGAUAUUGUAAGCAACAUGCUGAUGGAUCUUGGGCAGUGGUUGAUGUUUCCCUGGACAAUUUGCGCCCUACUUCAGUUUUGCGUUGCAGAAGAAGGCCAUCUGGUUGUGUAAUUAAAGAAUUGGCAAAUGGUUACUCAAAGGUUACGUGGGUUGAACACGUUGAGGUGGAUGAAAAAGCUGUCCACGACAUCUACAAACCUCUUGUCAAUUCAGGGAUUGCAUUUGGAGCAAAACGCUGGGUAGCAACAUUAGAUAGACAAUGUGAACGCCUUGCAAGUGCAUUGGCUAAUAACAUCCCAACAGGAGAUGUUGGAAUCAUCACAAGUCCAGCUGGUCGAAAGAGCAUGCAAAAACUUGCUGAGAGAAUGGUGAUGAGCUUUUGUACUGGUGUUGGUGCAUCGACAACUCACGUAUGGACAAUGUUGUCCGGAAGUGGUGCUGAUGAUGUUAGAGUCAUGACUAGGAAGAGUAUCGAUGAUCCAGGGAGACCUCCUGGUAUCGUGUUGAGUGCUGCAACAUCUUUUUGGCUGCCAGUUUCUCCUAAGAGAGUAUUUGAUUUUCUCCGGGAUGAAAACUCUAGAAAUGAGUGGGAUAUUCUUUCAAAUGGCGGGAAUGUUCAAGAAAUGGCACACAUUGCAAAUGGCCGUGAUCCAGGAAAUUGUGUAUCUCUACUCCGGGUCAAUAGUGGAACAAACUCGAACCAGAGUAACAUGCUGAUACUCCAAGAGAGCAUAACUGAUCCAACAGGAUCUUAUGUUAUUUACGCUCCAGUUGAUAUUGUUGCAAUGAAUACGGUGUUAAGUGGGGGUGACCCUGACUAUGUUGCUCUGUUGCCAUCUGGUUUUGCUAUCCUUCCAGACGGACCAUUGAAUCAUCAUGGUGGAGGUAAUUCAGAAGUUGGUUCUGCUGGUGGAUCGCUACUAACUGUAGCAUUUCAGAUAUUGGUUGAUUCAGUCCCAACUGCUAAACUUUCCCUUGGCUCAGUUGCAACUGUUAAUAGUCUCAUCAAGUGCACCGUUGAAAAGAUCAAAGGGGCUGUAACCUCUCAAAAUGCAUGAUCCAAAUCUAAGGUGGCAGGUGGCCUUGGAGGGGGAAGAGUUGAAAGAAAGUUACAGAGAUAUAUACAUGCAUUGUGAGACAAAGGUGAAGGAGCUAGUGAAGAACGCACCUCUUAGGAAAUCCUUGAUACUGCAAGGGUGUAGUUUUUUUAAAAAAAAAAAAAUAGGGUUUAGGGUAUUGACUUCACCAAGGCUAUCUUGGUACAUGUCAAAGAUAUAUAAAACUAAGCUAGCAACAAAGCUUUAUUUUGGUUUGAACCUUUUUGCUUUAAGGGUUAAUUGUUGGGACAAAUUCUCUUGUCUUUGAAAGAAGUUUAGUUUGACUUAUGAAAAGCUUAUGUUUGCUACAA
Molecule: messenger RNA, 2869 nt
Organism: Solanum dulcamara
Lineage: Eukaryota; Viridiplantae; Streptophyta; Magnoliopsida; Solanales; Solanaceae
Product: homeobox-leucine zipper protein MERISTEM L1
Exons: 12
Coding region: 324-2519 (731 amino acids)
Molecular function (GO): DNA binding; lipid binding
Source: RefSeq, a predicted model, not a curated record